AUGGGCAGCUAUACCUUCAAGUGGGAAAAUCCCACUGGCGAUGUAUCCGACGUCCUCGUUACCGGUUCGUUUGAUGGAUGGACCAAAUCGGUGAAGCUCGAAAAGCAAGGGACCAGCUUCCAUAAGACGGUCACUUUCGCGGAGAAAGAUGCUUCGAGCAAGAUAUACUACAAGUUCGUCGUCGAUAACAAUUGGACCAUCAACGAGUCCUACCCGCACGAAGCCGACCACGAGGGCAACGUCAAUAACUUUCUGACCCCGGACGACCUCUCCAACUCUGAAUCUGCGCAGGUGCCUGCACUCGCUGCAGCUCCCUUUAUCAACACCGUCACCCCCGAAUCCACCACCGUUGCCGAAAUGGCCAAGAAGAACAACAACAAGAAGAAGGCCGCCGCCGCCAGUAAGCAGCCUGCUGCUGCUGCUGCUGCUGCUACUGCCGUAGCCAGCGCCCCCGCCUCUGAGCCCAAGCCCGAGACCAACGUCGCCGAGGCUGCUCCUGCCGCAGCAGAAGCUACUGCGACCCCAUCUGACGUCCCCGGAGGCUUCCCUGUGACGCCCUCCAAUGAGGCUGCCGACCUGGAGGAUAAGACUGUCAGCAUCAAUCCUCUACCAGCUACAGUUCCUGGCACUAGCAACCCUAUUAAGCUUGCCCCCGGUGAGAAGAUCCCAGAGGCAAUUGCCGCUCAGAAUAUCAAUGAGCAUGUCAAGCUAGACAAGGAGUCCUACGAGCGGAGCGACGCCCUUCCCGGCGGCCCUCCUUUCAGCACCACCGAGGUCCCUCCCAAGUCUGGCACUAUGAUCCCCGAAUCCAGCCUCCCUAUGGGCGAUCAAGCCGACGUCACCAACGCUACCAUUAACUCGGUUGGCCCCGGUGCCACGACUGUCGCCCUCGCCGGUCAGGUUCCCCUGGAGCCUGACGUCACCAACGCUACCAUUAACUCGGUUGGCCCCGGUGCCACGACUGUCGCCCUCGCCGGUCAGGUUCCCCUGGAGCCUGACGUCACCAACGCUACCAUUAACUCGGUUGGCCCCGGUGCCACGACUGUCGCCCUCGCCGGUCAGGUUCCCCUGGAGCCCAAGGUCCCCGAGGUUGUUAAGGAGAGCCAGGAGAAAGCCGGCGUCGCACCCGAAGCAUCUGGUGUAGCUGAGGAAGUCAGAGAAAAGGCCAAGGUCGAGGAAGAAAUCAAGACAAAGGUUCCCGAGGCUCCUGCUACCUCUGUCGGCACUUCUGGCAUUGGAACUGAGAAGAAGGAGAACUCUGGCGCUAUCCUUGGUGCUGCCACAGCUACUGGUGGCGCUGCUGUUGCGGCUGCUGUUGCGGCAGUUAACAAGUUUUCUGAAGAUGCUACUCCUGCUGUGAACGACGCCAAGAAGGCGACUGUCGAUACAAUCAACAAGAACCUUCCUGCCACUGUAAAAGACAAGCUACCCGAGUCAGCUCAGGCCGCUCUUGCUAGUGACAAGAAGGACAGUCCUCUGGAGAAGAUUUCACCUGAAGUUCCCAAGGAGGUCAAGGAGUCUAUUGCUGAGGCUGGUAAGAGCCCUGAGGCUGCUGCAAGCACCUCUGCGGUCGAGGAGAAGAGGGAGGUCGAGAGCGAGCUGCUUAAGGAAGUGAGGAAGGCACCUGCUGUUGAUGAAGUGAAGAAGGCACCUGCUCUUGAUGACGCCGUCAAGCCCGCUGAAACAAAAGCCCCCGAGACAAAGCCUACAGUCGCCACGCCUGCAGCAGCAAGCACUCAGGCCCCAACUACUGUCGCUGCUGCGAAUGGAGCUACGGGCGCCGAAACCAAGGCUUCUGAGCCUCCUGCCGCGACAUCAGCAACGCCCGCGACCAAUGGCAACGGCACUGAGAGCAAGCCUGCCGCUGAAGGCGGUGCUGCCCAUGACAAGAAGAAGAGCCGCUUGAGUGUCAUGUUCAGCAAGCUCAAGGCCAAGUUGAAAUAA
Metarhizium robertsii ARSEF 23 is the source of this 1944-nucleotide messenger RNA. Its product is annotated as carbohydrate-binding module family 48 protein. The record is from RefSeq and is a predicted model, not a curated record. Bases 1 to 1944 code for a protein of 647 amino acids. Lineage: Eukaryota; Fungi; Ascomycota; Sordariomycetes; Hypocreales; Clavicipitaceae. The transcript has 3 exons.